AUGCCCACCAUCGUCGGCAGGGAAGUCGGCCCUAUCGGGUACGGGAUGAUGGGGCUGACGUGGCGGGAGAAGCCGCCGACGGACGAGGAGGCCUUCGCGGCCAUGCGCGCCGCGCUCGCCGCCGGCAUGACCUUCUGGAACGGCGGCGAGAUCUACGGCCCGCCCGAGCGCAACAGCCUCGUCCUGCUCGAGCGCUACUUCGAGCGCUACCCCGGCGACGCCGACAAGAUCGUCCUCUCCAUCAAGGGCGGCGCCAACUACGCCACCCGCCUCAUGGACGGCUCCCCCGAGAACACCCGCGCCUCCAUCGACCGCUGCAUCGCCCGGCUCAAGGGCCGCAAGCGCAUCGACCUCUUCCAGUUCGCCCGCCGCGACCCCAACGUGCCCCUCCGCGAAACGUUCGAGGUCAUCGAGAAGGAGUGCGCUAACGUAUACAAACCAGACGUCCAAACCGGUAAGAUCGGUGGCAUCUCUCUCUCCGAAGUCCGAGCCGAGACGAUCCACGAGGCCGUCAAAGUAGCCACCAUCUCCGCUGUAGAAGUCGAGCUAUCGCUCUUCUCCACCCACAUCUUCGAGGACGGCGUGGCCGCCGCCUGCGCCAAGUACAACAUCCCGCUGAUCGCGUACUCGCCGAUGGGGCGAGGCCUGCUGACAGGGCGCGUGCAGACGGUGGCGGACGUGUCGGGGCUGCCGUCGCAGCUCGCCGCCUUCCCGCGGUUCCAGGCAGGCAACAUCGAGAGCAACCUGCGGCUGGCGGCGCGGGUGCAGGCGCUGGCGGCGCGCAAGGGAGUCGCGCCGGCCCAGCUCGCCAUCAGCUGGGUGCGCCGCCUCAGCUCCUGGCUGCCCGCCGGGUCCCUCCCCGCCACCGUCCUGCCGAUCCCCGGCGCCACCACGCCCGAGCGCAUCCGCGAGAACGCGGUGAAUGUCGACAUCUCAGACGACGAGAUGCGCGAGAUCGACGCCUUCCUCAAGGAGCUCAAGGUCGCGGGCGAGAGGUACCCCCAAACCAUCCCCAUGAACACCUAA
This is a messenger RNA of Durotheca rogersii, 1026 nucleotides long. Its product is annotated as putative aldo/keto reductase. Bases 1 to 1026 code for a protein of 341 amino acids. Gene Ontology annotation, cellular component: cytoplasm. NCBI's taxonomy places the organism in Eukaryota, Fungi, Ascomycota, Sordariomycetes, Xylariales, Xylariaceae. The transcript has 3 exons. The record is from RefSeq and is a predicted model, not a curated record.